Naegleria lovaniensis is the source of this 1173-nucleotide messenger RNA. RefSeq lists its product as uncharacterized. The transcript has 2 exons. Gene Ontology annotation, molecular function: protein binding. Bases 1 to 1173 code for a protein of 390 amino acids. The record is from RefSeq and is a predicted model, not a curated record. NCBI's taxonomy places the organism in Eukaryota, Heterolobosea, Eutetramitea, Acrasida, Naegleriidae.
AUGUUGUCGCCUUCUCCUCUCACAAGAGUCAUUGCACUCAUACUGUUGAUAGUGGUCACCACUAGUGGUACAAUGGUCAUUGCUCAAGCUGACAAGAAGAAUUGGGAACGAAAAGCUAACAUGAUAACAAAACGUAGUGAUUUAUCUGCUCAAACGAUUGGAAAUUUAAUUUAUUUAACGGGAGGCUGUGUUAGCUCUCAAUCCAUUGCUAAGGAUUCUUCAUGUCCAAGCAUUACCAAUACGAUGGAAAUUUACAACCCUACAACUAAAACAUUUUCGUCUGGACCAGUGAUGCCCAGAGCACGAUACAGACACACAACUGUUGCUGUUGCUCAGCGAUACAUGUUCGUCAUUGGUGGCAGAGAUUUGCAGGAUAAUAUCAUUCAACCUGUGGACAUCUUUGAUACUGUCACAUCCAAAUGGACAACUCAUCCAAAUGCUUCCUUAACUUCCGAAUGUUGCUCAGAUUCAAUUGCGUUUGUGUUGAAAGACACUGCCACUGGACUUGAUAAUAUUUACCUUCCAGGUGGAUACUUUGCUAAUUACAGCGCUUCAAAUGAAGUGUUAAUUUUGAAAACUAGGAAUACCAAUAAUGAAGGAACAUUCCAAAGGGGAUUGGUAUCAAAUAUUAAUACUAAGAGAGGAGAUUCCAUGACUCUGACGUAUAAUAAUAGGGGAUACGUCAUUGGAGGAUUUUUAGAAGGCGAUUUUUGCAAUCCAACUGGAAUUGUUGAAAUGUAUGACCCUUCACAAAAUAAGUGGACCACCCAAAAACCCUUGGCUCAUGCUAGAGGAGAUGGUGCUGCAAUCAUGAUUGACGCAAAUUUAUUUGUCCUAGGUGGAGAGACGAAGGAUAAAUCAUGCAACUUUUCUGUUCCCGUUGCUGAUGUUGAGAAGUUUGACUUGCGUACUUCGUCAUGGAGUGAUUUUGUUUCUUUGCCAACAGUACGAUUUAGACAAACAGGAGAAAUUUUCGGCGAGGUUAUGUAUGUUUUUGGAGGUCAAAUUGAGAACUCUACUGCUAAGGAAUACACUGUUUUGGACUGGGUUUAUGCUUUCAAUUUCACAAAUGUCACAUAUGCGAGAGUGAGUCAGGCAAACGUGGCCACUCCGUUUUGGUGGUGUGUGUUUACAUUACUGCUCUGUGUAAUGGUGAGCUUGUUAGGUUUUUAA